Molecule: messenger RNA, 522 nt
Organism: Vicia villosa (hairy vetch)
Lineage: Eukaryota; Viridiplantae; Streptophyta; Magnoliopsida; Fabales; Fabaceae
Product: protein MAIN-LIKE 1-like
Exons: 3
Coding region: 1-522 (173 amino acids)
Source: RefSeq, a predicted model, not a curated record
AUGUGCACACUCGGACCAGACGGGAGGCCUACAAGCAGACCCCGCCGCAUAGCAGAUGAAGCUGGUCCCUCUGUACCAGUUCCGCCACCCCAGGAACCACCACAGCCAGCUAGGUUUCCUGAAGGACCUUCGGAUAGAUCAUUACUUGUUCGAUACGAGGAUCACGUUGCUCGUCGUAUAUGGUUCGGGGAGGAAAGAGGUCCUAAAAAGGAGCUCAAAGUCGCAUGUCAUGGGACGAAGCUUCAGGAUCGAGUGCCUCAGAUGCUCCCACCAGAGAUGGAGGCUUUCCGGUGGCAUAUUGAGACAUCGUCAUUUCACAUGCCAUUUGGUGAGAUGACGAUUAAUUUGGAUGAUGUUGCCAGUCUGCUGCACUUGCCGAUUGGAGGUUUGUUCUGGUAUCCCGAGGAGAAUGUCACCGAGGAGAUGGCUGUUGAGCUCGGCAUCCAGUAUUUAGGAGUGGAGAGGGGUGUGAUGGCCAAACAUGUGCGUGAUUGUAAAGGAGCUUAUUAUUCACUACAGUAG